This is a messenger RNA of Prorocentrum cordatum, 1370 nucleotides long. The record is from the annotation of a GenBank genome assembly. Lineage: Eukaryota; Dinophyceae; Prorocentrales; Prorocentraceae.
AGGGACCUGUGCGAGAAAGUCGUGGGGCACCUGAGUUGGACCAUCGGCAAGUCGCGGUUCCGCACCUUCGCGAACGGCGAGAUUUCCGUGAAGCUGGAGCAGUCGGUGGCAAACCACGACGUCUUCGUGGUCUGUUCCAGGGACGACUGCGAGUGCGAGGUGAAUUUCAUGUUGAUCAAUUGCUCAUGAUGCUCGACGCGCUGAAGUCCGAAGCGCCGCACAGGAUCACUGUGGUGCUGCCAUGCGUGGAGUACGCGAGGCAGGACAGGAAGUUCGAGGCUGGCGAGGCGAUUGCCCCCAAGCUGUUCUUCCACCUCAUGGUCACGGCCGGCGCCGACAGGUUCGUGACCAUGGACUUGCACAACCAGGCGGAAUCAGGUUUCAGUCCUGCCCACGCUGCAUUGGACGAGCUCUCCGCAGAGAAGUACCUGGCGAGCUUCAUCCGCGAGAACAUCCCCGGGUUCAACACCGAGAACCUGGCCCGAUACUGGUUCUGCAAGCAGUGCCACGGCAAGCGCAAGGAGGUGGAGGCAGCGGCGCCCCCGCCGCCCAGCGGCGCCUGGGCUGACUCCUGGGCGGACUGGGACAAGUGGGCUGCACUUGGGGCCACGUCCGCGGUCCUGCCCGUGGGCCUCCAGGGAGGCACCAGCCCCCCGCCUGUGGCCGGCGACGAAGACAAGCUGUCCGAGGAGGAGCUGCAGCAGCUCAUCUCCCUCAACAAGAAGAUGGGCAACUCGUCGGCCGCCGCUGCCCUCCAGAAUCGACUGGACAAGCGCCGUGUCGGCGAUGCGCCAGUGCCGCUCCAGGCUCAGGCGAACCAGGUCGAUCGUCAUAUCAAGCAGUUGGGGAAGAAGCUUCAGCAUGAUCUGGAUCAGUACACUAAGUGGCACAACUGGCCCCACGACAAGAAGGAGUCCAUCGGUGCUACUCGUCGCGAGCUGGCCGCAGAGGUUGGCAAGUACCAGACAUUGGUGGAGCAGCUGCGUAUUCAGGUCUGCCCACCUCCAGCCGCCCAGCCGAAGGCACGAGUGUCCUUGCAGGACCUGCUGGCGGGCGAGAGUGACUUCCUGGACAUGUCCAACGUGGAGGAGGUGUUCGGGAUCGACAGCUCGGUGUACGAGGUGCAGGAGGCCGACACUCAGGAGCUGGAGAAGCGCACGACCCAGCUCAAGGAGGCCAUCCAGGCUUCGGCACGCCAGUUGUUCGGAGAAGCGAAGCAGAAGUUCGACGAGCUCAAGCAGGCACAUGCAGCUCAUGUCGGCAGGCUGGGCAAGAAGCGUAAGGACCUCUUCAGCUACUUCGUCGGGGGCGCCACCUUCUUCGUCGGCCUCUACCUGGUCAUCGGCGGCGACUUCGGGGUCGUCGGGUGA